Messenger RNA from Sceloporus undulatus (fence lizard), 2859 nucleotides. It is a transcript of the gene EGFL7, whose product is annotated as EGF like domain multiple 7. Gene Ontology annotation, cellular component: cell surface; extracellular region. The coding region runs from base 473 to 1309 and encodes 278 amino acids. The transcript is spliced from 9 exons. The record is from RefSeq and is a predicted model, not a curated record. Gene Ontology annotation, molecular function: signaling receptor binding; calcium ion binding. Lineage: Eukaryota; Metazoa; Chordata; Lepidosauria; Squamata; Phrynosomatidae. Gene Ontology annotation, biological process: anatomical structure development.
UUAUAAUAUUAUUAUUAUUACAUGGAGUCAUGGCAGUUCAAGUGGUGCCAAAGUGGAUUAUUUCUGCAGUGCAGAUGCAGCAUUGCUCUGCAAAAUAACAGUUGCCUUUUUCUCCUCCAAGGAGCUGAGAUCUGUCUCAUUUGUUUCCUAUAUGAGAAAGCCAAGCCAGGAAUAUAUAGAUGGAGAGUUUAUUUUAAUUUUUUCUAAAGCAUCUCUGGUUAUUAUUAAGUCUGGGAGGUUGAAACUAGGGAAGAAGAUAGCAAAGGGGAAGGGAAAGGGAAAGGUUGGCUUUCUCCUCCUGAGAGGGAAGAUAGAAGGACCCAGUUUUGCUCCCUCCUGCAAAAAAAAAAAAGAAGGCUCCUGCAUGAAACCCUGGAAGGAAAAGCUUGCUCCCUGAACAGCAUCUCAUUGCAACAACCUGUGCGAGUUUCUCAUACACUCCUUACAUGUGAGGCCAGAGAGAGGUCAGGAAAUGAGGAGGGUCACCUGUCUCCUGGCAGGGUAUCUCCUAGUCCUUACGGUGACCAAUGUGGACUGCUUCUCCAGGUCAGGGCACAAAGGGUGCUCCGUGGAAGUAAGAAGCCGCACCAUAUCCUUCCUCACAUCCCAUGCCCAGCCGGUUUAUCAGCCCUAUCUCACUUUGUGCCAGGGAUACAGACUCUGCAGCACGUACAGAACUAUCUACAGGGUUACUCAGCGCCCAACGUAUCGGAAAGUUUCUCAGCCAGUGUACGCCUGCUGUUCGGGAUGGAGAUGGGGAGGUAAAACCCGUAAGCUUGGAUGUAAUAUAGUCUGCCAACCGCCUUGCCAAAAUGGGGGAACAUGUUCACUGCCGAACCAGUGCUCCUGCCCCUCUGGAUGGACUGGAAGCUGUUGCCAGACAGAUGUGGACGAAUGUGCUGGAGGAAGACAUGGGUGCAGCGAGGUUUGCCUCAACGUAGCUGGGAGCUACCGCUGUGCCUGCCAGCCAGGGUACGAACUCCAAGAAGACGGGAAAAGCUGCCAGGCUCAGGUGGUGCCCACGAAGGCCCCCGCCACUCCCAGUCCAGGUGGAACCACCAACCUGAUGGUGCAAGAUGAAGUGAGGGAGCUGAAAAGCAGAAUGGCUGCCCUGGAAGAUAAAUUCCAGCGGAUGUUGGCACCAUUCCUUAAACUGGAGAUACCAGGCACAGAUGGCACGGCCCCUGCUGACCCGCUGGGACUGCUCAUCCAGUCUUUGCAGCAGCUGGACAGAAUAGACUCACUCAGUGAGCAAAUAUCUUUCCUGGAGGAACAGCUGGAGACAUGUUCCUGUAAGAAUGAACGCUGAGAAGGGAAAAGGCAAGAAAAGAACUCCAACGCACCAACCUUUGAUUUCCUUUCUUACUCAGCGUUUCGGCAACAUACAUCUCAAUUGAAUCAUUACUUGAAAUCUCUCCUGGAAUUACAGCAAAGCCAUUGGAAUUAAGAGAUCCCAAAGGCCGGUCGGUGUAACAGGGACAUCCGACAGCCUCUUACAAACACUUCCAUUGAAAUCCAAGACACUGCAAUCAUGGAAUGCAUCAGGGAAACAUUUGCAACUUGUGCCAGAUGCAAGAAUCAACCCCUGCUGAGGUUACGGCAUAUAAAAAGGCACAGUUCAUACGAGGGCUUGAGGGCCUCUGUCCUUGAGUAUUUUUAUAUUACAGCUGUCCUUGCAUUUGUAGGUUUCCGACGGGUGGGUAGGUGGGCAGGGGCUCUGGCUGGUUUGUGAGAUUGAGCCUAUUCACAGAAUUAUAUAUAGAAGGCGAUUGUGGCCAAGCAGCAUCAGUGUAGUCAAGAUGAGAAAAUUCAUUAAUGGGGAAUAACAGACAAAGGAGAGGCUGCAGCAGUUUGCUUUUGCCUGUGCCUACUGGGAAGGGAUAAAUUCUGCCCCCUCUCCUGUCUUGAAGAACCCAAACUAUGUUUGAAUGUAGAUCUGUUUGCAGGGAUUGGGAUAAACAGGACAUGGGGGGGGGGAGAGAAAGAUAAGAGAAUCUAGGACAUUUUAAAAGCUGGGAAAAAUCAGAUAGCAAGGGAUUAAUGGGGACUGUCACUGUCAAAAUCCAGAAAGUUGGAGGAUAUGACUACAACCAUAGCCAGCCUAGGGCAGUGAUUUGAGUAUUGGACUAGAACUCGUGAGAGAUCAGGGUUCAAAUUCCUGCUCAGCCACAGAAACUCACACUGUGUCAAUCAUAGAGGCAACCUCCUUGAACUAAAUUUCGGCAAGGAAAACCUAAGAUAAGGUCUCUGCUAAGUCAGAGUAGACUUGAAUGCACAUGUCAAAUUACUACAACACCCCAAAUGUCUCAGCUGGCCUGGGGAUUAUGGGAGUUGUAGUCACCCCAGCACCAUUUGCAAGCUGUAUUGGAAAUAACCCUCUUGCUGGUGUUUUCCCUUAAUGCAGAUGUUAUACUGUACUCACCACCUGCUUCUAAAAGUGCUUCUCUCUUUGCUUUGUUUUAGUAUUUCUGGCCCUUACCACUGGGAAGUAACUUUUCUCUAAUGGGGGGAUGAAGCCACAUUACAUGUUUCAGCUUUCCUAACCAUGAAUGCAGUUUGGCAGAUGGAUUUUCUAAACCAGCCAAGCAACAUUCUAGUUUAAUGUAGAAAUUCAAUGGCAUUACAGCUUUUUUGGGGAGGCAAGCAAAGGGAAACAAGUUUGCUUAAAGUCUUCCAGGGUACAGCACCUUCCACCGUAGAGGUGCUCCAAAAAGGAAUUUUUGCAAACUUAAAUGGUACAAUUAACUCACUCUUCGGUAACCCUUCUGAGACUCAGAGCCAGUAUGAGAUGUGAUGAGAUCGGGUAUUUCCCCCCUUUUUUAAAAAGUACAUUUCAAUAAAAGUUAUGUCUGUGAAAAA